Daldinia loculata is the source of this 1036-nucleotide messenger RNA. RefSeq lists its product as uncharacterized. NCBI's taxonomy places the organism in Eukaryota, Fungi, Ascomycota, Sordariomycetes, Xylariales, Hypoxylaceae. The coding region runs from base 383 to 1012 and encodes 209 amino acids. The transcript is spliced from 3 exons. The record is from RefSeq and is a predicted model, not a curated record.
CUCUUAGUCAUACCUCCGAGUGUCCCCACUUAUCCGGCCUGUGCACCUCCGGAGUUCAACUACACUGGAAGGAACCCAGCUCCGAAUUGACUAAUAUGCUCCGCUUUUAUCGCGGAGCUCCGUUCUUAUUAGUCCAGAAGCAUAUGUACCAAGUUUCUUUAGGAAGGGAAUAAGAUAAACUCAGGCAAGAGCAUUAGGUAGUUGUACAAUGACAAAGUUGCAGCUUCAGGUUGAAAUCAUUCUCAAGAUUCCAAGUUCCCUUACUAUAUAAACAUUCCUACUUCCACUCUUUCUCCUAGGAAGUAUUUUUUUCCCUUUCCUCACAACAUCAUCCUCAGCACAUCUUGUCAUCAGUCUAUUAAUAACUAGACACUGUGCCAAGAUGGAUGCUCCUACCGGAAUCUGGUGCUCGAAGUGCCAGCAUCCUAUCCCGACGGAGGUUAUCAAGACUGCCACGCCUGGCAUUCUCUGCUUCGGCUGCACCUUGCAGAGCGAGGAUGAACGCAGCUCCGUCAAGGGAUCUCAAUGGAGUUACCUUCUGAACCACUGGCAUGCCGAGGGUGCACGUGUUCUUCACUGGCUUCGCAACGACUUCCAUUCCAGCGAGCUCUUGACUUGUCUCUGUGCCUUGGCCAAGUACUACAACUUCAACGACGUAGUCCCCAUGGUGAACAGCAUGGCCUUGGAGCGCCUUCGCCACAAGUCGGCUCCGGGCAUCUAUGUCCGCCACGUCAUCGAGUCCGACUUCCAUGACGCCCUUGCCCUAGCCAAGAAGUGGAAGUUCAGACCUAUGGGUGCCGAGUCCAUCACGUGUGUGGAGUUGAUGUGCUUCCACAUGUCCAUCGACCAGUACGGCUUCAUCCAGGACAACUACGAGGUCCCCCGCUACGGAUACAACGUAGGCGCUUGCAAGGAUGGCCGGGACUGCAAGAACGUGCUGCCCCUCGAGGACCGCAUCGUGGUCACCGAAGCCUACCGACUUCGCAAGGGUUGCAACAUGGUCUACGCAUAGUAGGAAGGGCCGAAAUAGUCUAGG